Osmerus eperlanus (European smelt) is the source of this 10293-nucleotide messenger RNA. It is a transcript of the gene col12a1a, whose product is annotated as collagen, type XII, alpha 1a. NCBI's taxonomy places the organism in Eukaryota, Metazoa, Chordata, Actinopteri, Osmeriformes, Osmeridae. The record is from RefSeq and is a predicted model, not a curated record. Gene Ontology annotation, molecular function: protein binding. The coding region runs from base 200 to 9553 and encodes 3117 amino acids. The transcript has 66 exons. Gene Ontology annotation, biological process: endodermal cell differentiation.
GCUUUCCUUCUAGGACAUCUGCUCUUGGAUCUUCCAGUAGUCUUGAGAGGAAAGGAGAGAGGGUCCACUCUGAGCUCCUGAAAGUUUUAUUUCAUUUUCCAGAGGGGGAGUCUUCGAGGAGGUUGUGUUCGUUAUUUACUGAUUUAUUCUGAGUUGGGAACAGAUUCAUUCAUGCGUUGCUGACCUGUCAAGGCUAAGAAUGAAGAUGAGGUUAUCAUUGGCCACGGCUGCCUUCUUUGCAGUAAUAAUCUCUUCUGUUGAAGCUCAAGUGGAGCCCCCCUCAGACUUGAAAUUUACUAUUCUAAAUGAGAACACAGUGCAAAUGUCAUGGAUAAAACCCUCAUCAAGAAUAGAGGGCUACAGAUUACAAGUUAUAUCAGAUACAGAUGAACCAGCUAAAGAGUUAAGCCUCCCCUCCACUGCCACUAAGACUUCGAUCACUGACCUCACUCCUGAUCUGGACUACUCUGUGUCCAUCCUCUCUUACGAUGGCACGGAGGAGAGUAUACCCAUCUUUGGACAGCUGACUAUCCAGUCCAGUAACACCAGUGGGACAGCCAAGAGGCCACAGACCUCAGACGCAAUCAAGUGUUCCGUCAGCGCAAUAGCAGACCUGGUCUUCUUGGUGGAUGGCUCGUGGAGUGUUGGCCGAGAGAACUUCAAACACAUCCGCAGUUUCAUCGGUGCCAUGGCGGGGGCCUUUGAUAUCGGUGAAGAGAAGACCAGGGUGGGAGUAGUCCAGUAUAGCACAGACACACGCACUGAGUUUCCUCUCAACCGCUUCACAAAGCGAGGAGAGCUGCUCCGAGCCAUUAACAACCUGCCUUACAAAGGGGGCAACACCAUGACAGGGGAUGCAAUGGAUUACCUGGUGAAAAACAUCUUUACUGAGGCGGCGGGAGCCAGGAAAGGCUUUCCAAAGGUAGCCAUGAUCAUCACAGAUGGAAAAUCCCAAGAUCCAGUUGAAGAGUAUGCUAAAAGACUCCGGAACAUUGGAGUGGAAAUAUUUGUACUAGGCAUCAAAGGAGCGGAUGAGGAUGAACUCAGGGAGAUCGCCUCCCCCCCUCACAACAAACAUGUGUACAACGUGCCCAACUUCGACAUGAUCCAGAAGGUGCAGUCGCAGCUUAUCACUGAGGUCUGCUCCGGAGUGGACGACCAGCUCAGCUCUCUGGUGAGCGGAGAGGAAGUGGUGGAACCAGCCUCCAAUCUGCAAGUGACAGAGAUGUCCUCCAAGUCAAUGAGGGUCACCUGGGAUGCUUCUCGGGGUGAGGUCACAGGCUACAAGCUGACCCUCAUGCCCAUGAUGGCAGGCCUGAAGCGUCAAGUGUUGUACACAGGUCCCACCCAGACCUCAGUGAACGUGCGAGACCUCUCCCCAGAGACAGAGUAUGAGAUCACUCUGUUUGCUCUAAAGGGGCUAACCCCCAGUGAUCCUGUCAUGGCAAUGGAGAAGACCCAACCGGUCAAGGUGUCACUGGAAUGCUCUUUGGGAGUGGAUGUCCAAGCAGAUGUUGUCUUAUUGGUCGACGGCUCAUACAGUAUCGGAUUACAAAACUUUGCCAAGGUCCGGGCGUUCCUCGAAGUCCUGGUCAACUCCUUCACCAUUGGGCCCAACAACGUCCAACUCAGCUUGGUCCAAUACAGUAGAGACCCCCACACUGAGUUUGCCUUGAACACCCAUCAUGACAUCAACGCAGUGGUCAAGGCAGUCAGGACAUUCCCUUACCGUGGAGGCUCCACCAACACUGGAAAGGCCAUGGCAUAUGUUAAGGAUAAGAUCUUCCUCUCUGCUCGUGGCGCUCGCGAUAAUGUACCCAGAAUCACGGUGCUCAUCACCGAUGGGAAGUCUUCGGACUCCUUUAAAGACUCUGCCACCAACCUGAGGAAUGCUGAUGUGGAGAUAUUCGCUGUGGGCGUGAAAGAUGCUGUGAGGUCGGAGCUGGAGGCCAUCGCCAACACACCAGCGUCAACUCAUGUUUACACCGUGGAGGACUUUGAUGCCUUCCAACGUAUCUCCAAGGAGCUCACCCAGUCCAUCUGCCUGAGGAUCGAGCAGGAGCUGCUCAACAUCAAGAAGAAGAGUUUGAUUGCACCCAGAAAUCUCCAGUUUUCUGAGGUGACCUCCAGAAGCUUCCGUGCCACCUGGGAGACCGAUGCCAUCAACGUCUUGUCCUACCUGGUACGUUUCCGCAAGGCAGAGGAUUUGACCGGUGAAUAUGUCUCACUGGCGGUUCCAGUUGAAACCACAACUACUGUCCUGCCGCAUCUCAGCCCUCUCACCACCUAUGAGGUCAACGUGUUUGCCCAGUAUGACAAAGGAGACAGCUUCCCCCUGACAGGGGAAGAAACUACUCUAGAAGAACGAGGAACUGUACGAAACCUACGGGUCUCCGGGGAAACCACGGACAGUUUCCGUGUGUCGUGGGAUGCAGCACCAGGGACGGUGAUUCGUUAUCGUCUGUUCUACCUUCCUGCUGCGGGAGGAGAGAGACUGGAGGCCCAGACCAUUGGUCCUGAGACCACCAUCGUUCUCCGGGAGCUGUUCCCAGUCACCACCUACCGAGUGAUGGUGUCUGCAGAGUACUCCACCAGCCUGGGGGAUGAGAAGCAGGUGGAGGGAACCACCAAGGAAGUACGCGGCUCUCCAAAGGAUCUCCGUGUCUUCAACGAGACCGUGUCCACCAUGAGAGUAUCUUGGCGGGCCGCUCCUGGGAAUGUGCUCCAGUACCGAAUUGCCUUUAAACCGUCUGAAGGUGGAGAGAGGAAGGAGAUAUCCGUGAAGGGAGAUACCACUGUCGCCAUGCUCAAGAACCUCCAGCCUGCUACUGAAUACGAGCUGUUUGUCAGCGCCCGUUAUUCCUCAGGAGUCGGUGAACCCCUGCUGGGAACAGGAACCACUCUGGAAGUUCUGGGGUCCCCCAAAAAUUUGGCAACCAAGGAUGUUACUGACACCAGCUUCGGCGUGUCCUGGACGGCAGCGCCAGGGAACGUCCGCCGGUACCAGCUGAGGUGGAAGUCCUUGUUCACUGAAGAGGCAGGGGAGAAGACAGUGGCCGGGGACGUAACAGCCACAGUCCUGGAGGGUCUUACCCCGGAGACACGCUACCAGGUUUCCGUCUUCGCAGGCUACGGCAGGGGAGAGGGAGAGCCUUUGGUGGGAGAGGAGACCACAGAUGUCUCAGCCUCCGCCAGAGUCCUGACGGUGUCCGACGAGACGGAUAGGAGUAUGAAGGUUGCGUGGCAGGCGGCCCCGGGAAAUGUGGUCAACUAUCGGGUGACCUACAAGCCCACGGGGGCUGGACGCCAGCUGGCCACCAAGGUGCCCGGUGACACCACCGUCACCGUGCUGAGGCGGCUGCAGCCUCUCACCACCUAUGACAUCACUGUGCUGCCCGUUUACCGGAAGGGAGAAGGAAAAGCAAGGCAAGGAGUAGGAACCACACUGUCACCUUACAAAGCCCCUAGGAACUUGCAGACCUCAGAGCCGACCAAAACCAGUUUCAGGGUGACAUGGGACCAUGCUCCUGGUGAUGUGAAGGGCUACAAGGUCACCUUCCACCCCCUAGGCGAUGACAUAGACCUAGGAGAACUUCAGGUUGGACCUUACGAUAACACUGUGGUGCUUGAAGAAUUAAGGGCUGGGACAAAGUACACAGUGAGUGUAUUUGGAGUGUUCGAUGGAGGAGAGAGUAUGCCAUUGGCUGGAGAGGAGAAGACGACCCUCUCCGAUGCCCCUGAACCACCACCUUAUGAGGCCACAGAUGUGGCGUGUAAAACAAAAGCGCAGGCCGACAUUGUCCUCUUGGUGGACGGCUCCUGGAGUAUCGGACGGCUGAACUUCAAAACCAUCCGUGCCUUCAUUUCCCGUAUGGUCGGAGUCUUUGACAUCGGCCCAGAGAGGGUCCAGAUUGGUCUGGCCCAGUACAGUGGGGACCCCAGAACAGAGUGGCACCUGAACACCCACAGAACCAGGGACUCUCUGUUGGAGGCUGUGGCUAACCUUCCAUACAAGGGCGGCAACACUCUGACAGGUCUGGCUCUCAAUUACCUACUCCAGAACAAUUUCAAAGAGAAUGUGGGGAUGCGCCCCAAAGCCCGCAAGAUCGGUGUGCUUGUGACUGACGGAAAGUCCCAGGACGACAUCAUCGCCAACUCUCAAAACCUGCGUGACCAGGGCAUUGAGCUCUACGCAAUCGGUGUCAAGAACGCAGAUGAGAACGAGCUGAGGUCUAUCGCUUCCGACCCAGAAGAGAUCCACAUGUACAACGUGGCUGACUUCUCCUUCCUGCUGGAUAUAGUGGAUGACCUGACCAACAACCUGUGUAACAGCGUGAAGGGACCAGGAGGUGGCCCAGAGGCCCCCACUGACCUGGUGACAUCAGAGGUCACCCACUACUCAUUCCGCGCCACCUGGACGGCCCCUGACGGCCCCGCGGAGAAGUACCGCGUGGAGUACAUGACCCUGUCUGGACGCCCUCAACAGGUCAUGGUGGACGGGACUGUGACCACAGUGGUUCUGCAGAACCUCAACCCUCUGACAGAAUACCUGGUCAGUGUCUACUCCGUGAUUGGAGAGGACAGCAGCGAACCACUGAAGGGAAGCGAGACCACCCUGCCUCUCAGCGCGGUGAGGAAGAUGACCGUCUACGAGGAACGCGCCACCACCAUGAGGGUGCAGUGGGAAGCGGCGGUGGGGGCCACUGGCUACAUGCUGCUCUACAGCACCAUCAACGCCACUGAGGCCUCCGUGGAAAAGGAGAUAAGAGUGGGAGGAGAGGUGACUGACCUGCAGCUGGUGCAGCUGAUCCCCAACACGGCAUACACGCUGUCCAUCUUCGCCCUACAUGGAGAGUCCGCCAGCGACCCCCUCACCGAACAGGGAGUCACACUGCCCCUCCCCCCUGCCGGAGAGCUGAAGGUCAGGGAGGUCACCCACAGCACCAUGAGGCUUAUCUGGGACGCCGCGCCCGCGCCUGUCCGCAAAUACCUCAUCACCUACAAGCCUGAUGAAGGGGAGGCUAAGGAGCUGGAGGUGUCCGGAGACCUGACCACCAGGGUUCUGGACAACCUUAUCUCCCAGACAGAGUACGGUCUUGCUGUCACACCCAUCUACGAUGAGGGACCUGGCAACCCCAUGCUCGGGGACGCCAUCACGGACGUUGUACCUGCUCCUAAGGACCUGCGGUUCUCCGAAGUUACCCAGACCAGCUUCAGGGCCCACUGGGAACACGGAGCUCCCGACGUAGCGCUCUACCGCAUCGGCUGGACCAAGAAGGGAGACACCAACUUCCAAUACGCCAUCCUGAGCAGCGAGGAGAUCUCCCAUGUUUUGGAGGACCUCGACCCCGACACUAUGUACGAUGUUUCCGUCACUGCCAUUUACCCUGACGAAUCAGAGAGCGAGGACCUGCUGGGGAGCCAGAAAACACUGUCUAAGAUCAUCACUCCUGCACCCACCGGUGCCCCCACCAACCUCCUGGUGUUCAACGAGACCACCACAACACUCAACGUGAGAUGGGACCAUGCACCUGGGCGCGUCCAGCAGUACAAGAUAACCUACGUCCCCACCGCCGGUGGCAGAACCCAGUCGACUCUGAUUGGAGGGAAGAAGAACACUGUCUUACUGCCCAAGCUGAUCCCAGACACGCCCUACACCAUCACCGUGGCAGCCAUCUAUGCCAGUGGGGAGAGCAUGGACAUCUCAGGCACCGGCAAGACCAAGCCCCUGGGUGGAGUCAGGAACCUCCAGGUCACUGAUCCCACCACCAGCACUCUCAACGUCCAAUGGGAGCCCGCCGAGGGCGUUGUGCGCAAGUACAAGAUCUACUACGUCCCUGCUGCUGGGGGAGUGGAGGAGAUGGUGGAGGUCUCUGGCAGCACCACGGCCACCGUCCUGAAGAGGCUGCAGUCUGGGACCCUGUACACAGUGAGCGUGGCCCCGCUGUAUGCUGCCGGAGAGGGCAGUCGAAUGUCGGAGGACGGCAAGACAUUGGAGCGUAGUGCUGUCAAGAACAUUCAGGUGUUCAACCCCAGCACCAACACCCUGAACGUGCGCUGGGAGGCAGCUUCAGGCCCAGUCCUGCAGUACCGUGUAGUCUACGCCCCCCUGACCAGCACCAGACCCCAGGAGUCGGUCCUGGUCCAGGCACCGUCCACCACAACCCUGCUGGAGCAGUUGGUCCCUGACACCCCCUACAACGUUGAGGUGGUGGCCAUCUAUGCCGAUGGCGAGGGUCCUUCAGUCAGCGACCAGGGCACAACACUUCCCCGCAGUGGGCCCAGGAACCUGAGGGUGUAUGACCCCACCACCAGCACUCUGACGGUGGCCUGGGAGCAUGCAGAGGGUCCUGUACAGCAGUAUCGCAUCACCUAUGCCCCCACCACCGGGGACCCCAUCGAGGAGCAUACUACUGUUCCUGGCAACAGAAACACUGUGAUCUUGCAGAACCUUACUCCAGACACUCCCUACAACAUCAAAGUGAUGGCUGUCUACCCUGAUGGGCCUGGGGGAGACCUUGCAGGAGAUGGACGCACCGUGGGUCUGUUGGAGCCCAGAAACCUCCGUGUGACAGAUGAGUGGUACACCCGCUUCAGGGUGUCCUGGGAUGCGGCCCCCUCCAGAGUCCUGGGCUACAAGCUGGUCUACCAGCCUGAAGGUACGGAUCAGUCCAUGGAGGUAUUUGUCGGGGACGUGACUACACACCACCUGCACAACCUGCAGCCUGGAACCACUUACGACCUGAAGGUGUUUGCCCAGUAUGACGCUGGCCUCAGUGGGGCUCUGCAAGGAAAAGGAACCACAUUGUACCUAAAUGUGGCUAACCUGGAGACCUACAACAUUGGAUACGACAGCUUCUGCAUCAGGUGGACCCCCCACAGAGCAGCCACCUCCUACAGGCUUAAAGUCAACCCUUUUGUCUCAUAUAACAGUGGAGCGCAGGAGAUCACCGUUACUGGAUCUGAAAGCCAGUAUUGCUUCAAUGGCCUUACCCCCGAUGCACUGUACAAUGCCACCGUCUACACACAGACCCCCAACCUGGAGGGACCAGGGGUCAGUGUCAAGGAAAGGACAUUGGUUAAACCCACCGUGGCCCCGACUAUGCCCCCAACCAUACCUCCACCCCCCCCCAUCCCCGCUGCACUGGACGUGUGCAAAGGUGCCAAGGCUGAUCUGGUCUUCCUCAUUGACGGCUCGUGGAGUAUCGGUGAUGAGAGCUUCAGUAAGGUGAUCCAGUUUGUCUUCGACAUGAUUGGAGCCUUCGACAUUGUCAACUCUAACGGCAUGCAGGUGUCUUUUGUGCAGUUUAGCGAUGAUGCCAAGACAGAGUUCAAGCUGAACACGUACCACGAUAAGGGGAUGGUCCUGUCUGCUCUGCAGAUGGUCCGCUACAAGGGAGGCAACACCAAGACAGGCGCUGCUCUGAAACACAUUGGUGAGAAAGUGUUCACCUCGGACAACGGCAUGAGGAGAAGCGUUCCCAAGGUCUUGGUGGUGGUCACUGACGGACGCUCUCAGGACGAGGUCAAAAAGAGUGCCUCUUCACUGCAGCACGCUGGCUACAGCGUGUUUGUCGUGGGCGUGGCAGACGUGGACCAGAGCGAGCUGAGGAACAUCGGCAGCAAACCCAGUGACAGACAUGUCUUCGUGGUGGAUGACUUUGACGCCUUCGCCAAGAUCCAGGACAACCUCAUCACCUUUAUCUGCGAAACCGCCACCUCCACUUGUCCUUUGAUUUACAUCAAUGGCUUUACCUCACCUGGCUUCAGAAUGCUGGAGGCCUUCAACAUCACAGACAGGACCUUUGCUGGUAUGAACGGUGUGUCUAUGGAACCAGGUUCCUUCAACAGCUACAUCGCCUAUAGGCUUCACAAAGACUCCUUCAUCUCCCAACCCACCAAGGAAAUCCACCCUGAUGGUCUUCCUCCAUCCUAUACCAUCAUCAUUCUCUUCCGCUUGCUCCCUGACUCCCCCAACGAGCCUUUUGAUAUCUGGCAGAUCGCUGACGGCAACAACAACCCGGAGGUUGGGCUCACCGUCAACCCUUCCAGCAAGACAAUCACCUUCUACAACAAGGAUACCCGAGGGGAGCAACAGAGAGCCACAUUUAAUGAGGACCAAGUGAAGAAAGUUUUCCAUGGGAGCUUCCACAAGCUGCACAUCAGCAUAUCCCCUGAGAGAGUCAAGCUGAAUGUCGACUGCCAAGAGGUAGCUGAGAAACCCAUCAAGGAGGCAAACAACAUCACAGUGGAUGGCUACGAAGUGUUGGGAAAAAUGUCCAAGUCAGGGGGUUCCAAGAGGGAGUCGGCAACCUUCCAGCUCCAGAUGUUCGAUAUUGUCUGCAGCUUGAGCUGGACCAGCAGAGACAAAUGCUGCGACCUGCCUGCAACGAGAGACGAGGCCAAGUGUCCAGCCCUUCCUCACUCCUGCACAUGUGCACAAGACAGCAUCGGCCCACAGGGACCCCCUGGACCCACGGGUGGCCCAGGUAUAAAAGGAACGCGAGGAGAGAGAGGAGAGGCCGGCCCUGUUGGUUCAAUGGGACCACGUGGUGAACAAGGCCUUCCUGGCCCGUUAGGACCCCCAGGUCCACAAGGACCCAAUGGAUUGUCGCUGCCCGGAGAACCAGGCCGGCCCGGACCAAAGGGAGAACCCGGAGACCCAGGCCUGACUGGGCUACAAGGUCCUACUGGACCUGCCGGCCCUGUUGGUCCUAUAGGACCAGCUGGAGCGAGGGGCCUGCCAGGGAAGGAGGGUUCAACUGGACCUAGAGGCCCAUCAGGACCAAUGGGAAACCCAGGAAAUCCUGGAGUGCAAGGAAUCACGGGGAAGCCUGGAAAACCUGGAGAUACAGGAAACCCAGGACCACUUGGCCAGAAAGGAGAAAAAGGAGAGAAGGGAGACUUUGCCUCCCAAAACAUGAUGCGUUCCAUUGCCAGACAAGUUUGUGAACAGUUGGUGAACAGCCAGAUGAGCAGGAUUGAUAUGAUGCUCAACCAAAUCCCCACGGGUUACCGUAGCAACAACCCAGGCCCUACUGGACCCCCUGGGCCUCCUGGUAAUCAGGGAUCUCGUGGAGAGUCCGGCCAGCCCGGUCGCAGCGGUUUCCCUGGAAACCCCGGUUUACCAGGAAACCCAGGAGAGAGAGGUUUGCAAGGAGAGAAAGGUGAGAGAGGCAGUCCUGGUACUUCAACCCGAGGACAAAGAGGACUCAGUGGCCCACCUGGGCCACCAGGCGAGUCAAGGACAGGUCCCCCAGGUCCCACAGGCUCUACUGGGCCUCGUGGCUCUCCGGGUCGCCAGGGCGCUUCCGGAGUGAGGGGACCCCCUGGGCCCCCUGGGUACUGUGACUCAUCCCAGUGUGUUGGCAUUCCUUACAAUGGACAAGGCUACCCAGCCGGCCGCUACCAGCCUGACCCUGAUACCAUGGUAGUCUCUAUACCCGAGGAGCCAUCUGAAGAGUUUGAGGCAAUUCAAUCACCCGGUUACACACAAAACCAGCGAGGAAAGAGAUCACUAUCAAGAGACAAAACCAAGAGGAUGAUAUCAUAAACAAAGAAAGAGCAACAAAGAGUUGAAAUUAUUUUGAUUAUUACACAACAUGUGCAAGUAUUAAGUGACAUUCUGAAGGAAAUAUAUGGGUUUGAUACCCUUGGCUUGAACAUACAGUACAUUUAUGCCAAAGUGAUUUAAAUUUAGAUGAUUACAGAAGUCUAGAUAUCAUUUCAUUACAAACCUGUGUGCUUGCUGUCUGUUCUCUUUAGUGUCUGCUUGUAAUAUAACUGCAGCAAUCAUGUGAAAACCAUCAAAUUUGUUUGUAGGAAGUACAUAUAUCUCUUUGUACCCAUCCAGAAUAUUCAUGUUCGUCAUGUCAUUUAACAAUUUAAAGUUGUCCCAUUGUUUUAUUGAAAAUACAUAGUCUGACACAUUCCUUAUUAGUAAAUCGCCCAUUGAUUUAAUCUUCAAUCAGACCUCCUAAACAUGUGGCUUCAAUUUAAUCAUUCAGAUUUAUCAAACAUAUUUUUUUUCUUUUAUUUGUUAUUACCAAAGGUUAAAUUGCAUGUCUGUGUUGUAUAUUUAGUGAUUUAAAAACAAACAAACAAAAAAAUUACAUCUGAAUAUAGUUGUUGUUUUGUAUCAAUACCAAAUGUAGUUGGAAUGUGUUUGCAAGACUAUGGAGAUAGAAUUGCUUUUCUCAUGUUUUAACUGCACAUUGUGAAUUCCACAGCCUUAUUUUCUUAUUUAUUUCUGAAACAGAAGAGGCAUUUUUCAAUAAAACUACUGAAAAUGUA